Molecule: messenger RNA, 1392 nt
Organism: Alternaria novae-zelandiae
Lineage: Eukaryota; Fungi; Ascomycota; Dothideomycetes; Pleosporales; Pleosporaceae
Exons: 5
Coding region: 1-1392 (463 amino acids)
Biological process (GO): peptidyl-serine phosphorylation; peptidyl-threonine phosphorylation
Molecular function (GO): protein serine/threonine kinase activity; ATP binding
Source: RefSeq, a predicted model, not a curated record
AUGUUUAACCAUUGCGAGUUCGAAGACGACGAAGAGGUGUUUGAGGAAAAUCGGUUGCUAGGCGAAGGUAUGGUGGGCCUUGUCGAAGAAGUGACCGUCCGGUCCCGCGAGCCACCCAUUGUGUGUGUACGGAAGAAGAUCGCGAGGCCUAAACAGCUUAAAGCGCACCAACAGAUCAUGGCUGCUUUCAUCCGAGAAGUCAGAGUCAUGCGCCAAGUCAAUCAUCGCCAUUGUGUUCGCUUUCUUGGGAGUUAUACCGACAAUGAGUCCGUCAAUAUUCUCUCAACACCUGUGGCCGAUAUGGAUCUUGCUGCCUUCCUUGAUAACCAUAUCGGAGACCGGGAAUGGGCCAUACUCUACAAGGGCAUUGACUGUCUUUGCAACGGGCUAUUGUAUCUCCAUGACAACAAGAUACGACACGAAGAUUUGAAGCCGCAGAAUGUUCUCGUUCAUGGCACCAACAUAUUGCUUACCGAUUUUGGGUUCAGCUUGGACUUCUCCGAUGACUCUGUUUCGACAACCACUGGACGGCCAUCUGCAUGGACUAUUCGGUAUUCCGCGCCAGAAGUUUUGGAUUCUGAGCCUCGCAACCGAGCUAGCGACAUAUUCUCUCUUGGAUGUGUUCUGGUCGAGAUGAUUUCGGGACUUUACGGACGCACUCUCUCCGAAGUCAAGGACUAUUGGAAGAAAUCUAGUAACGGACAAUCCAGUUUUGCACGCAACCCAGAGGCAACAUCAUCAUGGCUCGCACUACUGUCAGAUCAUCCUGAUAGCGGCAGGCUCAAACCCAUUGUCGAUUACCUGCCAGAACUUCUGGCCACAAGACGCCUUGAUCGACCGUCGGCUCAAACAGUCGUCGAUAGACUGUACAGAGAAAUGACCUACGUCAUACUUGACCAGCGUCUCAACCAAGUCGCUACCAAGCACAACUGUUACUCCUCAAUCUGGGAUGUUCUCCGCCCCAGCAGUAUUACUUCAAUCAAGGCUGCAUGCGACAUGCUCUUCCUCCAAUCUAAGAAGACAAAGCCGAUACUAGAUCUCCCAAGUAGCCAGACUGUUUUAUCGACAGAGCUCGACCUAAAACAUGUGCUGACGCAGGUACUGGAAGCAUAUACCUUGUGGAAGGCUAUAUUCACCGCGCGAAGUGUACAAAUUCCGACACCCGAGACGCAAUGGCUACCGAGAGGCUUACUCCCUUUCCAACUAGAAGAACUUACAACUGUAACGCAUACGCGCACAAUACAGAUUUCAAUGGUUGGCCACGGCCAUUGCCCAAAAGACGAUCGCUACUUUGGGUCCAUUUUCUACAUUUUGACAUUCAAGGUCUCGGUAGAAGGAUACGAGCCUUCGAAACUGGGUGCGCCUUUCGUGGACCUAAGUAUGGCAAUAUAG